This is a messenger RNA of Miscanthus lutarioriparius, 240 nucleotides long. The record is from the annotation of a GenBank genome assembly. Lineage: Eukaryota; Viridiplantae; Streptophyta; Magnoliopsida; Poales; Poaceae.
AUGGAUGAAUUUCAGCAUGUUUAUCAAACAAAAAGAAUUACUUUCACUUUGAAGAAUGAUGUUUGGAUUGCACGUGAGGACCUGGUCUGGAAUAGGCAGGACGAGGAAACCAUGAGUACCACCUCUCAGGUCUGCAACACUAGCCUCCUCGAGUUGCCAUCCUACCCUCCUUACCAGCUCUGCCUUGGACGCACUCAAGAUGUUGGCAACCUUGAGGAGAUUGACCAGGAAACCACAUAG